GUGGGAGCUAGAAGCCAAUAAUUCAACAAGAGUAGUUGGUUACUGGACUAGCUAACACGCGGCCAAUGCGUACAAUGCUUAUACACAGUGCGUGCAACAUAUUUGUAUAAAAGACCACGUUUCUGACUUUUUGCAAUGAUUCUACCGCUUUACGGACGAGUGCCCUAUACUCUGAGUCAGUGCCUCAGAGAAUGUAUUGUGAGUGCAUCGCGAAAAAAUUCUUUAGGAAAAUUUGUUAAACAUCGAUACUACGCAACCGCUAGCAAGUUAAAAAUUAAUUCGCAGAAUGUAGUGAGUAGCGGAUUCCCCGACAUAAGUGGUUUCGAAAAUAUUUACUUGCACGACUUCAUUUGGGAUAAAGUCGAAAAAUGGUCAAAUCACACUGCUCUGGUAUGCGCAAAUACUGGUAGAUCAUAUACGUAUGGUCAGUUGAGAAAAGCAUGUGGCAAAUUAGCAACGAGUUUAAGAAAAAUGAAGCUUAUGCCGGGAGAUACUAUCGCUAUUAUUUUACCAAAUAUCCCAGAAUACGCCAUUAUCACACUAGCGGCAAAUGAAGCCGGUUUACAGACAACUCUGAUUAAUCCUACGCACACAGUGUACGAAAUAAAGAGACAAUUGGAGAACAUGGAAUCUCAAGCAAUAUUUACAUUUCCGGGCAAAUAUGCUGAUACCAAAGCAAGUAUCGAGAAAAAUUCCAAGAUAAAGCUACCAAUUAUUAUCGUAAACGAUGGGACUGGCGCUGACUCAAUCUCAGGGACAAUCAAAUUAAAUGAUCUUAUGUGCGACGACAUCCAAGAUUUUUCAGUUAGUCAAAAAACUGGAAUAAGUUACGAAGAUACGGUAUUCUUGCUUUAUUCCAGUGGCACAACUGGCAUGCCGAAAGGCGUUGAGUUGUCUCAUAGGAAUAUCGUUGCAAAUAUUCUUCAAUACGCCAAUCCGACCUUAUUCCCUGGAAUAGAAGCGAACGAGCACCAUCAGGAUAUUAUACCGCUAAUAUUACCAGCAUAUCACUGUUUUGGGUUACUAGUUACUUUGUAUCCUUAUCUGCGAAUAGGUGCUAAGGUGGUGUGUCUACCGCAAUUCUCCGUGAAAGAAUUUACAAAACUGCUUGAAAAUCAUCGGUGCACAAUCCUGCAUGCCGUACCACCGAUCGUACAGAUGAUGACGAGCAACGAACGUAUAACGUCCCGUCACGUUGAAUCUAUAAGAACAAUAAUGUGUGGAGCUGCACCGCUCGGGGAAAAAUCUAUCGCCAAAUUCCACAGUCGUUUUACUAAUCCCAUGAUUUUUAACCAAGGAUAUGGGGCGACGGAGCUGUGCCCAAUCGCUACAAUCGGUAUGGAUGUACCAUCGACAUCGUGCGGUUAUCCGGUUGCAAAUACACAGAUGAGGAUUGUAAGCAGGCAAGAUGAUACUCUCGGCAGAAACUUGGGUCUGCGCGAGGUGGGAGAAAUAUAUAUACGGGGUCCGCAGGUAAUGAAAGGGUAUUAUAAAAAUCCCGAGGCCACAGCAAAUUCGAUGGAUGGAGACUGGUACAAGACCGGCGAUGUGGGCUAUUUUACUGAAGAUGGCCUAUUAUACGUGCAAGGACGAUUCAAGGAAAUAAUCAAAGUAAAAGGAUACCAAGUCGCGCCCACCGAAAUUGAAGAAGUGAUUCGUAAUUACCAUCAUGUACAAGACGUCGCCGUCAUUGGUGUGGCGCACGAAAAUUAUGGCGAAAUACCAAAAGCUUUUGUAGUUCCCAAGGUGGGGGUAAGAAUUGACGAGAACGAACUCAAAAACUUUGUCGCUCAACGCGUAGCCAAGUACAAACAAUUAGGAUAUAUACAAGUUAUAGAAAGUAUUCCGAAAACUCCAUCUGGAAAAAUUCUUCGAAGGGAACUCGAAAAACUGUAACUCGUUUUUCGAACGUCAACUUU
Messenger RNA from Vollenhovia emeryi, 1919 nucleotides. Its product is annotated as 4-coumarate--CoA ligase 1. The transcript is spliced from 7 exons. NCBI's taxonomy places the organism in Eukaryota, Metazoa, Arthropoda, Insecta, Hymenoptera, Formicidae. Gene Ontology annotation, cellular component: mitochondrion. Gene Ontology annotation, biological process: fatty-acyl-CoA biosynthetic process; long-chain fatty acid metabolic process. Bases 136 to 1896 code for a protein of 586 amino acids. Gene Ontology annotation, molecular function: long-chain fatty acid-CoA ligase activity. The record is from RefSeq and is a predicted model, not a curated record.